AUGGGAUCCAGUGUCGCACAUCAUAAAAAUCAUUCCAACAGCAUAGAUGGAAAUUCAACAGGAACCGAACAAGUUCAAAGUUCAUCAUCUAAUCAGACUCCGAUUAAAGUCAAACCUUCGAACAAUCAAAAACAAAGAAGGAAAACGUUCAGUUCUUUGGGAAUUCGAGGAUCUUUUGAUUUUAGAGGGUAA
This is a messenger RNA of Pediculus humanus corporis (human body louse), 192 nucleotides long. RefSeq lists its product as uncharacterized. Lineage: Eukaryota; Metazoa; Arthropoda; Insecta; Psocodea; Pediculidae. The coding region runs from base 1 to 192 and encodes 63 amino acids. The transcript has a single exon. The record is from RefSeq and is a predicted model, not a curated record.